AUGGAGAACAAUAAGCAACAUUUUCGUCAUAUUUUACUUUUUUACUAUAGAAAAGGUAAAAAUGCUGUAAAAGCCAGAAAGAAAUUAAUCGAUGUCUAUGGAGAAGUAGUGUUGACGGUGUACGCCAGUGCCAGAAUUUGGUUUGCAAAAUUUCGAUUCGGCAAUUUUGAUGUCGAAGAUGCACCACGUUCUGGAAGGCCAGUUGAAGCUAAUAAAGACACGAUAAAGGCAUUAGUUGAUGCAAACCGGCAAAUAACAACACGUGAGAUCGGUGAGAGGUUGAAUUUAUUAAAUUUAACUGUUUAUGGCCACUUGAAAGGACUGGGUUUAACCUCAAAACUCGAUAUAUGGCUGGACAAAUUGAAUGAUGCACUUCAACAGAAAAGGCCAGAAUUAAUCAACAGAAAAGGUGUAAUGUUCCAUCAAGAUAAAUGCGAUACCUCAUACAAGUUUGGUCAUUCGCCAAAAGCUUUUACAACUUGA
Molecule: messenger RNA, 483 nt
Organism: Vespa crabro (European hornet)
Lineage: Eukaryota; Metazoa; Arthropoda; Insecta; Hymenoptera; Vespidae
Product: histone-lysine N-methyltransferase SETMAR-like
Exons: 2
Coding region: 1-483 (160 amino acids)
Source: RefSeq, a predicted model, not a curated record